UUUGAUUGCUACCAUAAGUUUGCUAACGUUUAUUCGAGCAGCCUUCAUUCCAUCGUCGACACUGAAAUCUACUGAGUAAAGGUUGUCCACGAAAAUGAAAAUGAUGUACAGCCCCUUAUUGCUCGUCCUCUUCGUAUUUGCUGUGCAAAAUAUUCCUAUGGUGGAGGGAGAAAAAGGUGCGCAAAAUGCAGCAGAACAAGAGAAGAAAGACAAUGAAAAAUUCAUAGCAGACACGGAGGAGAAAAUUAAGUAUCUAAAAGAAGCACUUAGUGGCCGUGUAGUUAAAGACUUCAAGAACGCUUUAGGAAAAAAACAAAGUUUUGGUGCUGCAGAGAUUAGGAGUUCAAUGGAGUCGUACGUCAGAGGAAACCUUAACUCACUGUCUGAGGUGGAGGAUGAUGGUAGAGACAGAAGAUUUAAGAGCGCCAAAGGCUGGGAGAAUUGCAAAGACAUGAUCAAUGGGUUGACGGAAGCUACAACCAUCCGUUACAGUGACGUAGAACACCUUUUAAAAGGUAUUCCAGAUGAGUCCUUGGAAACUCUCAAAGGUAGCCUCGAAAAUACAUCAAAAACAUAUCUUAAUGGAAGAUACAAGGCGCACUUCAGAGGUCUUCAAGUAUGUCCUUAACAGGGAAAACUUGACAGGGAAAAUGGAGGUAAAUUACGUCAGAUGAAAAAUUAAAUUACUGAUCAUACCUCAUGA
Macrosteles quadrilineatus (aster leafhopper) is the source of this 703-nucleotide messenger RNA. RefSeq lists its product as uncharacterized. NCBI's taxonomy places the organism in Eukaryota, Metazoa, Arthropoda, Insecta, Hemiptera, Cicadellidae. The record is from RefSeq and is a predicted model, not a curated record. The transcript has 4 exons. Bases 95 to 628 code for a protein of 177 amino acids.